AUGCCGGGCUCGCAUUCGCGAGGGCGGGAACAGUCCCCAUCCCGGGCACACGGGGAGCGUCGCAGUCCGUCGUCGUGGCGUCCUGCCCAGUCGCCGGCGCUGUGGCCAGAGGUGGCUCGUGCGUCCGAGCGGUCUGCCGUGACCGCGCCUGUUCCGUCCCGGCCGUCAUCGUCGCUGCAGGCAUCCCCCCGUCGAUCGUCUCCGCGCCAGCAGUCUCCCUGGCAUCCCGUGUCAUUUGCCGCACCGCCUCCCGCUCCGCAGCUGCCACAACCUCCUGCGCCUCCUCCUAGCGUUCCAUUCCCUCUGCACGUGGGUCCACUGGGGGUGUGGGAUGUUGCUCCCGGCGGUCAGGCCCAGUUCCAUCCCUUCCACAACGGGGGUCUUGCGCCACCCCUUCUUCCUGGUCAGCUGACGCUUCAUCCGGCGCACCUCCCGCAGCGGCCCGCGCCGCCUCCUGCGCCUCCGGUUCUUGUGCCUCAGCUUCCCGGGUUUGAGUAUGCCUCCGGGCGUGCUCCGUUUCACCCACCUCUUGUCCCCGGCCCCAUGCCUGCAGCUCCACUUGCGGUGGUGGGAGCAACAGAGGGGGUGGAUCUUGAUGCUGGUGAGUCGGCCGCCGCGCCGAUGCCUCGGGACAUCCGCCCUCCGCGUCGUCGGUCCGUGGGGGUCCGCUUGAGCUCUCGCGUGAUCGUGGAGCGGAUCCGGGCGCGGACCCGUGCCCCUCCUCGCUCGCUGCAGCUGUCGAGUAAGGUGCUUGUGCGCUUGUGGCACGGGCGGGCGUUUGUUGAAGUGCGCUUGUGGCACGGGCGGGCAUUUGUUGAAGUGGUGACGAACGUGCUGGAGGCCGCGCUGGGGGCGAUGGAAGACUGCCCAGCUGCGCACUGUAGGAUGGAUGCUGAUCGGACUGAGCGGUGCCAGCUUGCAGUGCGUGACCUGGUGCACGAGCUGGAGCGGACAUUGGUUGGGCCCGAUGGGGAGUUGGGCUCGGGCGUUGGGGAGGCAUGCGUCCUCGAGGAGGUGGGGGAUGAAGGUGCAGUCGGCAUCAGCUGUAGCUGUUGUAGACGGCUGCGUGUCCGCACUCCGCCUGGGCGAUAA
Closterium sp. NIES-65 is the source of this 1092-nucleotide messenger RNA. NCBI's taxonomy places the organism in Eukaryota, Viridiplantae, Streptophyta, Zygnematophyceae, Desmidiales, Closteriaceae. The record is from the annotation of a GenBank genome assembly.